AAAACAUGUAUGGGCGAUGGUUACUGACAGUUUGCAAACUGUCAGAGACUUCUGUGGGAACAGACCUAAUAACUACUGACAUAACCUCAAAAAUUAAAAAUUUGUGGCGCCAAAAAAAAAGUAAACACUUGUUUGGUGGUUGCUAAUAAUUUACAAUAUUUUAUUUUUUAUUGUGUAAUAUGUUUCAAAAAAGCAUCACAUCGUUUUUUAAGCCCAGAACCUCUUCUGACAACACGAAUGAUGAGUUUACUGGGUAUGUACAAUAAAAAAAAAUGUUAAAACUACCUAAAUUCAUUUCGUUAGUGCCUGUUUUGAAAUUAACGUUAAGGAGUAAAUGUUUGAGCUUAAAUAUAAACCAAAAUAUUCGUAGUAUUUCUUUGUGUAAUGUAGUUUUAAAAAAAUAUCCCUACAGUUCGACUAAAAAUGGAAAACGGGCAAGGAAGCUUAGCACUAGCAGUGAAGAAGAGGAGGAGAAUAAUCAAAAGAUGAAGGAAGAUAGUAAAAGUCCAACGGUUCAAGCCAAAAAACUCAAGUCAAACGAGAGUGAAGAGAAACCUGUAAAGUCCGACAAAAAAUCACCUAAAGGCAAGCAGACACAAAAAUCACCUAAAGUGAAACGAGAGUCUAAGAAGACUCCACAAAAAUCACCUAAAAACAAGCAAUCCAGUAAUGAAGUUGAGAGUGAGGAUGAAGCAGGAGAAACCGAAUCAUCACCUAAAGAAAUUAAAAAAGAGAAAAAUGGAAAGACUAAAAACGAAAACAAAAGAGUCUAUUCCAAAAAGACAGAAAAAUCACCUAAAGUGAAACAAGAGUCCAAGAAGACUCCAAAAAAAACAUCUAAAAACGAACAAUCUAAUGAAGUUGAGAGUAAUAAGGCUAAAGCAGAAGAAUCCGAGCCAACAACUAAAGAUGAGGAAAACGGAGAGACUGAAAAUGAAGACAAAAAAGUCACUAAAAUAUUCUUUGGAAAACCUUCAGAAGAUAAAAGCAAAGUUACACAAGCCGAUUAUAAUCCUAAAUUGGCCAAAUAUCACCCAAUAGAUGAUGCAACUUGGAAAAGAAAUGAGAGAGUCCCCUAUAGUGCUUUGGCAAGUACACUAGAAGCCAUCGAAGAAGUAUCAGCCCGUCUAAAAAUGAUUGAAAUCCUUAGCAAUUAUUUUAGAUCAGUCAUAGUGCUAACCCCAGAAGAUCUUCUACCCAGUGUCUAUUUAUGCCUAAACAAAAUAGCCCCAGCAUAUGAAGGCAUUGAAUUAGGCGUAGCCGAAACGAGUUUAAUGAAAGCUGUAGCCCAAUCCACAGGCAGGACAGUGAGCCAAAUUAAAAGUGACGCCCAAGAAAGUGGAGAUUUAGGCAUAGUGGCUGAACAAUCAAAAUCGAAUCAAAGAAUGAUUUUCAAGCCAGCCAGAUUGAGUGUGAAAGGCGUUUUCACUAAACUCAAAGAAAUUGCACAAAUGACUGGGCACGCUUCGCAAACGAAAAAAGUCGAGAAGAUCCAAUCAAUGUUUGUAGCUUGUCAAGGUCCAGAAGCGAGAUUUUUAAUUCGUUCGCUCCAAGGAAAACUCAGAAUAGGCUUAGCCGAGCAAUCAGCCCUUCAAGCUCUAGCUUUAGCUUGUACUAUGACUCCGCCGAAUCAAGAAUAUCCUCCAAAAGAACUAAACGCCUCUAAAGGCCAUUCAGCUGAAAGCUUUAAAGCUCGUGCAGAUGAAAUGGCUUUGAUUUUGAAAACUGCCUACUGUGAAUGUCCAAAUUAUGAUAAAAUAGUUCCGGUUUUGUUGGAGGAAGGAAUAGAGAAGUUACCGGAAAAAUGUAAAUUGACACCUGGUAUUCCUUUGAAACCUAUGUUGGCCCAUCCUACUAAAGGCGUUCAAGAAGUCAUACAAAGAUUCGAAGGUAUGACAUUCACUUGCGAAUGGAAAUACGACGGCGAAAGAGCCCAAAUUCACAUCAACCAAAACGACGUAUCCAUAUUCAGCCGUAAUCAAGAAAAUAACACCUCAAAAUAUCCAGAUAUAAUUUCCAGGUUGGAAAAAUGCAAAACCGAUCUGGUAGAAUCUUGUAUAUUGGAUUGUGAAGCUGUCGCCUGGGAUAGAGAGAAACGGCAAAUUUUGCCGUUCCAAAUUCUGAGUACUAGAAAGAGAAAGGAUGCCAAUGAGGCUGACAUCAAAGUCCAAGUUUGCGUUUUUAUGUUUGAUUUGCUGUACCUGAACGGAGAACCACUGGUAACCAAACCUUUUAAAGAAAGAAGAGAAUUACUGCGCCAACACUUCAAGGAACAUGAAGGCGAAUGGUGUUUUGCCACAUACUUGGACACUACCAAAAUGGAAGAAGUACAAGAGUUCCUUGAAGAAAGUGUUAAAGGUAAUUGCGAGGGGCUUAUGGUAAAAACGUUAGAACGAGAUGCCACAUAUGAAAUAGCCAAAAGGUCAAGAAAUUGGUUGAAAUUGAAAAAGGAUUAUUUGGAAGGAGUUGGAGAUACUUUGGAUUUAGUUGUUAUUGGUGGGUAUAUUGGGAAAGGUAAACGUACAGGGACUUAUGGAGGAUUCUUAUUGGCUUGUUAUGACAAAGAUUGUGAAGAAUAUCAGAGUAUUUGUAAGAUUGGAACAGGGUUCAGCGAUGAAGACUUGCAACAACAUACAGAAUUCCUCAAAGAACAUGUAGUGUCUCAACCAAAAAGCUACUACCAAUACGAUUCUUCUUUGGAACCGGAUCACUGGUUUGAACCGGUACAAGUUUGGGAAAUCAAAUGCGCUGACUUAUCAUUGUCUCCUGUGCAUAGAGCUGCCUCGGGAAUCGUGGAUCCAGUAAAAGGCAUUUCGCUUCGUUUUCCCAGAUUUAUCAGAAUUAGAGACGAUAAAAACGUGGAAGAUGCUACGUCCGCCCAACAAGUCAGUUACUUGUAUAAUAAUCAAGAGCAAGUUAAAAACCAGCAAACUGAUGGGAAGAAAUUUGAGGAAGAUUUUUAUUAGAUUAAUAUAUUAUGUUUGAGACAAGAUAUUGAUGAUUAUACUUUUUUUCCAUAAAAUAUACUUAUACAUUUUCAAAAA
This is a messenger RNA of Ceutorhynchus assimilis (cabbage seed weevil), 3044 nucleotides long. Lineage: Eukaryota; Metazoa; Arthropoda; Insecta; Coleoptera; Curculionidae. The record is from the annotation of a GenBank genome assembly.